This is a messenger RNA of Echinococcus granulosus, 768 nucleotides long. RefSeq lists its product as hypothetical. The record is from RefSeq and is a predicted model, not a curated record. NCBI's taxonomy places the organism in Eukaryota, Metazoa, Platyhelminthes, Cestoda, Cyclophyllidea, Taeniidae. The transcript has a single exon. The coding region runs from base 1 to 768 and encodes 255 amino acids.
AUGGGUCAACAGAUGUCGCUCACCACUUCGACCCCAAUUCAGCGACGACACAUUACGUUUGGAGUGAUUUUAGCUUUCUUCAGCAUUGCUCUCAUUAUAGCCGAGGUCAAGCGCCCGAGCUCCUCCUAUGUGGGAUAUUGGGUGGGUGCAAUUGGGAUCCUACCUUCCAUAUUCGCAAUCGUCUGUGGUGUCAAAACCACACGACCCCUCCUCAUAGUCUCAUGUUUUAGUGAUUUUAUCGCCUCCUGUACUUGUGUAGCUGGUGCUAUCCUCUCUCUGGUAUUUUUCUCAAUCCACGUCUACGCAGUCGGAUGGCUCUCAGUGAUUCUCACAACAUUCCUUCUCUACCACGCUUUCACUAUCUUUGGUGAGCUUAACAUCUGUUGCAGAGUGGUGAUUUUUGGGAUACCAGAUGAAGUGUCAGAUAUCACUAGUCACCACAAUCACGGACGCGACCUUCCCGCCCCACCAAUCGGUUUUUUCAUGCCUGACGAAGUACCAAAACCGCCCAACUACGACCAGCUGUCCGUCCGGGGUGACCCACCAGCCUACACCGAAGCCUGUUCACAGAGAUCCUUUGUGACCCCAACUCCACCACCACCGCCAACUCCACCACGUCCUACCCCAUCACUGUACUCAGUCGAUCGUCGAAGAAACAGAUCUCUGUCAGCGAUUAGAAUCCCAAUGAGUGUCAGGGCGGAACAUAGGCAUCGGUCGCAUCCAAGUUCGCAAUCUAGGUUGGAUCAACGUAAUCAAGAGCAUUUUUAA